UGCCAUAUCAGCGACCAGCUCUUCCGACUUCUCUGGCUGCGGUGCUACCAGGCUUUGAAACACCACCACCCGUGCUCUGUUGAGCCGGCUUGCAAUCCUGGAUCAACUCCAACGCGCAAAGCGACCACGAACGUAGACACGAGCGCACGCGACGGAAUCCCUGACAUUGGCCUUACAACAUCUGUCACCUGCUCCUUAGCACUGCCUAUUAUACCUAGACGACGUCCUUGGAUCUGACAAUACUUUCGUUUAUUUUCUUUACGACGUGGCAAUGCUCGAAGACAAGUACAUUGGGCUCGCGCUUGCUGUCUCCAGCUCUCUUGCUAUCGGGACCAGCUUUAUCAUAACCAAAAAGGGCUUGAAUGACGCAGGUAAUCGCUCGACAUAUGCGCAGGCCUCGGACAACUAUUCGUAUUUCAAAAGCCCCAUCUGGUGGGCUGGGAUGUCAACUUUGGUUCUGGGAGAAGUCGCGAACUUCGCUGCAUACACAUUCGCUCCCCCAAUAUUGGUCACGCCACUGGGUGCCCUCAGUGUCAUUAUAGGCGCGAUCCUUGCGUCCUUCCUAUUAAAUGAAGAGCUCGGUCACCUUGGCCGGGUUGGAUGUACAUUAUGCCUUCUUGGCUCUCUCAUAAUUGUGUUGCAUGCACCUGAAGACAAGGACAUUCAAACGGUGGAUGAGAUCUUGCAUUACGCUAUGCAACCUGGCUUCAUGCUAUACUGCUUCACCGUUGUGGUCUUCAGCUUAGUGAUGAUAUAUGCUGUGGUGCCGAAUUACGGACGGACAAAUCCCUUGGUCUACAUAUCCAUCUGUUCAUUAGUCGGGUCCGUCUCUGUGAUGGCAAUCAAGGGUUUCGGCGUGGCGGUGAAGUUGACCUUCGCUGGCAACAACCAGUUCACACACCCGAGCACGUAUGUGUUCGGUAUCGUCGUCGCAGGUUGCAUCACAGUGCAGAUGAACUACUUCAACAAGGCCCUCGAUACCUUCUCUACCAAUGUCGUAAACCCCAUGUACUACGUCGGCUUCUCCACUGCGACAAUCGUCGCCUCCGUCAUUCUGUUCCAGGGCUUCAACACGGAUGACCCGGCGAACUCGAUAUCACUACUGGCCGGCUUCAUUACCACAUUCCUGGGCGUCCACCUCCUCGAGAUCUCCCGCAGGCCUGAGUCGCUACCCGUAGCGAGCGGCCACUCCGUGCUCGAGGGCGGCAUCACGAACCCGCGUCUAAGCUUACAGGGCCGCAUAUCCACUGACGGAUGGAACGGUUCGGCCAGGACAACUGUCGGCGGCUCAGGUCCCCAGUACUCGUCGGCGCGACGAGGAAACUCACAUAAUCGUACUGGCUCUUCAACGCUGUUCAACGCGUUUGAGGAGGACGAAGAGAUCACGGAUAACGUUGGGCUGUCGCGAUUGCAGGAUGUGGGAGAGGACGAUGAGCUGGAGCAGGUGGAUGAACGGACUCAUUUGCGCUUGGAGGAGCGGAAACGGCAAGGUACGAGGAGCGGGAGCCAUUCUCCUCGAUGAUGUGUUCGUGUACUUUCUUUUAUAUUGGACUGCAGCCGCCAUAUCCUACUCGGUCAUUACUUUAAAGUGUCCCAUAUUCACUUUCCGGGUUGGCAAGGAAUGCUCCGCGUUCAGCGCUCACCAUUCA
Molecule: messenger RNA, 1649 nt
Organism: Laetiporus sulphureus 93-53
Lineage: Eukaryota; Fungi; Basidiomycota; Agaricomycetes; Polyporales; Laetiporaceae
Product: DUF803-domain-containing protein
Exons: 7
Coding region: 272-1522 (416 amino acids)
Biological process (GO): magnesium ion transport
Cellular component (GO): membrane
Molecular function (GO): magnesium ion transmembrane transporter activity
Source: RefSeq, a predicted model, not a curated record